AUGCUUUAUAACUACAAGGGGGAGGAUUAUCUGCUGCACUUGGUCGACACACCUGGCCACGUCGACUUCCGGGCCGAAGUAACUCGCUCAUAUGCCAGUUGCGGCGGCGCCAUUUUGCUCGUGGACGCAAGCCAAGGCAUCCAGGCACAGACAGUUUCAAAUUUCCAUUUGGCCUUUGCGCAGAAUCUGGCACUGCUACCUGUUGUCAACAAGAUUGAUAUGCCGUCGGCCGAUAUUCCCUCCGUCUUGAAACAUAUCAAAGACAGCUUCGAGUUGGACCCUGAAGAAGCUGUUCUUGUCAGCGCAAAGACAGGCAAAGGCAUUCACAGAGUGCUUCCAGCGGUUAUCGAGAAGAUGCCCCCUCCAGUGGGCGAUCGCAGCAAACCGCUGAAAAUGCUUCUGGUGGAUUCUUGGUACGACAAUUUUCGUGGUGUUGUUCUGCUUGUGAGGGUCUUUGAUGGCACGAUCCGGGCAGGGGAUAAUGUUGUAUCGCUUGGUACUGGCAUGAAGUACACCGUCGGGCAAGUUGGCGUGCAAUUUCCGGACGCAACACCACAGAAGGUCUUGGGUGCCGGGCAGGUUGGCUACGUUUACUUUAAUCCUGGAAUGAAACAAAUACAAGAUGCCAAGCUGGGAGACACUUUCACGGUCACUGGCAGCGAAGAUGUCGUCGAGCCAUAUCCUGGCUUCGAGGAACCCAAGCCCAUGGUCUUUGUUGCUGCCUUUCCAACCGACCAGGGAGACUACAGCAGGCUCGCAGAUAGCAUUAACCAAUUGGUGCUUAACGACCGCAGUGUAACACUUCAGAAGGACCAUUCAGAGGCACUAGGGGCGGGCUGGCGCCUUGGGUUCCUGGGUAGCCUGCACUGCUCAGUUUUCCAGGAUCGUCUCAGGCAAGAGCAUGGCCGGAGCAUCAUCAUUACAGAGCCUACCGUCCCAACCAAAAUCAUAUGGAGCAACGGCAAGGAGGAAGUAGUGCAGAAUCCUGCCCUCUUCCCUGAUACUUCGCACCCGCUUGUGAAAAGCUCACAGCUACUGGAGCCGUUUGUCAAGGCGACCAUCACGGUACCCGAGGAGCACCUCGGACGCGUGAUUGAGCUUUGCGAGGCAAAUCGGGGGCAGCAGAAGGGUAUCGAGUUUUUCAACAAAGAUCAAGUCAUUCUUGUGUACGAUAUACCCGCCGCUCAGCUGGUGGAAGACUUUUUUGGAAAGUUGAAAGGAUCGAGCAAGGGAUAUGCCACACUUGACUAUGAGGAAGGCGGUUGGCGAGAAAGUAAACUUUGUAAAGUACAGUUGCUCGUGAACAAGCAACCUGUCGAUGCCAUAUGCAAAAUUGUCCAUGCCUCUCAAGUCGAGAGGGUAGGCAGACAAUGGGUCACAAAGUUCAAAGAGCAUGUUGAUAGGCAAAUGUUUGAGGUUGUUAUCCAAGCGAUCUCAGGCAAUAGAAUCAUUGCUCGUGAGACUAUCAAGCCAUUUCGUAAAGAUGUGCUUGCAAAGUUGCACGCUAGCGAUAUCACCAGAAGACGAAAGCUGCUCGAGAAGCAAAAGGAUGGUAGAAAGCGGCUACAAGCCGUGGGAAAUGUUGUGAUUAACCAAUCAGCUUUUCAGGAUUUUCUUGCGAAGUAG
Molecule: messenger RNA, 1626 nt
Organism: Cordyceps militaris CM01
Lineage: Eukaryota; Fungi; Ascomycota; Sordariomycetes; Hypocreales; Cordycipitaceae
Product: GTP-binding protein GUF1
Exons: 4
Coding region: 1-1626 (541 amino acids)
Biological process (GO): positive regulation of translation
Cellular component (GO): mitochondrion
Molecular function (GO): mitochondrial ribosome binding; GTPase activity; GTP binding
Source: RefSeq, a predicted model, not a curated record